This is a messenger RNA of Notodromas monacha, 1634 nucleotides long. Lineage: Eukaryota; Metazoa; Arthropoda; Ostracoda; Podocopida; Cyprididae. The record is from the annotation of a GenBank genome assembly.
GCAAAUCAAAUUGCCAUCAAGACCAAAACACUGUACCCAGGAUAUGACUUUGACAAUUUGCCCAUUUUGCAUGACUUGGCCAUAGUGGAGCUCAGUAGCAUCAUCAAUUUCGGAUCCAAGUUGAAUGCUAUCAGCAUCAGGCAGGAAAAUAGCUGUUGUCUCACAGCACUAACUACCACUUAUCAAGGGCAGACUCUCAAGGUUGAUGGCUAUGGUCUGGAUCAGAAUGUGAAUAUCACCAGUCAAGAUCCCAUAGCUCUUGCAACAUCUUUGGCAAAGCCACUGAUUCAGACCAGACUGAAAACUUACUCAUCAGUGGCUCUAUCUGACACUGACUGCUCCAGCAAAAUUGCCAGCGUUGCCAACCUUGGAACUGGGACACCUUUUGACUCAGCACUGUUGGUAGGAGUCACCAACCAGAUGAUCUGCUUGAACUCAGUUUCUGGAUCUGGAGCAUGCUUUAUUGAUAAUGGUGGACCAAUGAUCAACUCAGAAGGAAAAUUGGUUGGGGUUUUGGGGCUGCUGCUCAAUUGUGGAGACCCUGCUUCAGUCACUGUUGGCAAUGAACUCUCUGGAGAACACCUCAUUUGGGCUGUUUCUCAAUCAAAUUUCAUAGACCUCAUAGUUGAGGCAGCUACAAAAUGUGAACAGGCUGUUUCUCAAUCAAAUUUCAUAGACCUCAUAGUUGAGGCAGCUACAAACUGGGUUCAGACUUUAUUCAGUCUAAACAGAGGCCCAGAAAGGAUCAUGGGAGGGUCAACCAUCACAUUCAGAACUAAAUCCCCUUAUUCAGCAUACAUAGCCAUUCAACCCAUAGAUUUCAUCAUCCUCAACAAGUACAUCAGGUUCCCACUCUGCACAGCAUCCAUUCUCACCACCACAAAACUCAUCACUGGAGCAUCCUGCUUCAAGGUUUUUGAAAGCAUGUCAAGGGUAGCUGUGAUAGGAGCCCUGAAGGCACUCAAUACAGAGUUGGGAACUCUUCAAAUGGAAAUCAAGGACACCAAGAUGUAUCCAGGCUAUGACUUUGACAAAAUGCCAUUGCUGCAUGACUUGGCCAUUGUGGAGAUUUACAGGACCAUCAACUUUGGGAUAAAAUGGAAUGCCAUCACCCUCAGGCAAGACAAUAACUGUUGUCUCAAUUCAGCAACUACAACUUAUGAAGGGGAGACCCUCAUGGUUCAUGGAUAUGACCCAAUGGCCUUGGCAAGUUCAUUGGCCAUACCAUUGAUCCAGAGCAGACUGAAAAGUUACAGUGAAGUUGCUUUGUCUGACACCAGCUGUUCCAGCAAAAUAGCCAGUGUUGCCAAUCUAGGAACUGGUACUGGAUUUGAUUCAGCUCUCUUGGCAGGAGUAAGUAACCAGCUGAUCUGCUUGUCUCCAACUUCUGGAUCAGGCCCAUGCUUUAUGGACAAUGGGGCACCCAUGAUGAACUCAGCAGGGCAAUUGGUUGGAGUUCUGAGCCUCUUGCUCAAUUGUGGAGACCCUGAGUCACUGACAGUUGGGAAUGAACUUUCUGGAGAUCAUUUGACCUGGGUUAAACAACAAACUGGUCUCUGAGCUUCAAUGUGAAUUCAUUCAGCCUUUUUGAAGGGUCCAGAAAUAAAGGGCUUUAUUGAAAGCAACAGCACAAA